AUGGUGAAUUUCUAUCAUGACCUGGGGAUAAUUAUCAAGCACCGUAGCACAGUCAUCUUGAAUACCCAGUGGCUGAUAAACUUGUUCGGACAGCUGAUCACUCUUCCAGAUUUUACGAACAUGGUAAGAAAUGGAUUUUAAACGUGUUUUAAAACUUGCAAGGUUUAUUAUAGUCCGGUUUCCAACCGUGCUGUAGCUAAUAGAAAUAAUUAUAUCAAGUGCAUUGCCCGCUGUCUUUUUGAAAAUGUUAACUGUUCCUCAAAUAUUUGUAAACAGCAAAAUCGUAGUGGAUUGGGCUGCUAUUUAAUAUUUUCCCAGUGUAAACAAGUUAGGGUAGGCGAUGUAAUUCUGAAAUGAAAUCUUGUAGCAAACCUAUAACAACUGAAUUAGUACUAACGCCUGGUCAGCAGUCGUCCCUGUAAUCAACCCGCUAUAGUGACGUCACUAAGAGUAAACAUUACAACGAAACAUUUUCACUGCACUUUUUUAUUUGAACGUUGUAAUAUCCCAAGAGGAUUCUUGUUUCAAUUUCGAUGGACAUCAGGUAACGUCACGAGGUACCCGAUAACAGUAAGACAACAAUUUUCCCCUUUUCUAGGGUCAAUGAAAUUGGACAACCAAACAGACUGAAAAUAUAUAUUGUAUAUAGAGAGGAAGCCCGAAUUUUCCCCACCCAAACUGAUGCACGCGAGGAGCGAAUUGCGAAAAAUUUAUAACACUGCUCAACCUACACAAAAAAAACGAAGAAGUUUAGCUUUUACCAAGUAUUAUUGUCUCCUACGCUGACCUCCUCCUAGAUUACAAGUAGUCUCUUCCUCAGGAAUAGUGGAGCGAGCGAAUUACGCGAGCGCGCGUGAAAUUUGUCAACCCUCGAGGAAGGUGACAAACGCUCCUGUAUUCUAUUCGUAGUCUAUCCUCAGUAGUAUAUUAGGCGUAGAAUCAGCCUUUUUUGCGGUGGAAUCUUCGCUGGAAUACAUAAACGCCGAUGACGUCAUAACCUUUUGUCUUUAUCUCAUGAAUAAAAUGCGGUUGAAUCUCUUUAAAGGGCUAAAAAUAGCACACGACCUUAUCUUACGGCCAGUUUACGUCGAGGUGGAGGACUCUAGGUAGGUGAGGUAACACAGGCCUUAAGAUAAGGCCAUGAGCUAUUUUUAACCCUUUGGACAGGGUUUCCAGUUAUUUCUUGGUAGAAGAAGGUCUUGCUUUUUGAUUGGUUGACGACUACAUGUAAGAACUAGGAAAAGUAUUCAUUGGUUGAUUCAGGUUGUCGAAGGAAUAAGCGCUAACUCGCCUGUGACGUAGUUAUGCAAGUUACAUUUCAUACCGCUUUCAUUGUUCAAUAAGUUGUUCAGGUUUACUAUGCGCUCAAAUCGUUAAGUACGAAGCCACACUAGCCAUUUCUAUCACGAAAAACAUUUUUCCACUUUCCCACAUCCCUUUUUCCUUUUCCACAUUUCAUUGUUUCACAUUGUUUCCUUCCACCACAACAACCACGUUUCUAUUGUUUUCUCUAAGCGGGAGGUUAUGGUGAACGUUGUAAAGAAAAGAAAACUUAACUUCGUAAAUCUUCUAACGUGAUAGGAAAGAAUUGUGUGACGAACCAAACGGAAGGCUGCUUAGAGGGCUAUCCUCUUUACUUUUAUUCACACAGUAGUACUUGCUAGGCAGACUACGUAACUUUUUCUUUAUAUGCGUCCCCACACAAAAAAGGAAAACUCUAGAUCUUUUUCAUUGUUUGUUAAUUAAAAUAUUAAAUAAAAUAACCAACAUUUUACAAGUGCAUUAAUUAACUGGCUCAAAAUUCUCCCAAAAUAUCACUUUUUAAAGAAAACUUUGUUAUUGUCCUUCACCUUAUUCCGUCUUAGGUUCCUAAGGUUGCCAAGUACUGGAAGGAAGUCAAAGAAAGCGGUGUUCUCUCAAUGGAACUGGUUGAUCUUGUGUUUUCCAACUUUCUCCUGAAGGGUGUUGCCAGGAAAGACAUUCUUGAUUUGAUGGAACAAUUUGGAUUGAUUGCAAAAUUUUCAUCUUCAAAGAUAGGUGAAAAGUAUUUUGUUCCAUGUCAACUCAAUGUGUCACCUGAUUCUCUUUGUUCCAUGGUGCCCUCAAGGCUGGACCCUUGUCCCCUGUUUGUUUACUUUUUCAGCGGUUCUGUUCCCCAUGGUCUGUUCACUCGGCUUCUUUCUCGAUCUGUCCAUUGGUGUUCAGAGGCUGGUCCAACUCAAUCCCCUACCCUGUACCAAAAUGGAGCGUGGUUUGUUAUUGGGAAGCAAACUUUUCAUGAUUUUGUUCUUAUUUGUAAGAAGCAAUUUAUUAAGUUUUUUAUCAAGCAAAGAAACCACCCUCAGCAGAUCUCUGUGGAAAGCACAAGUGAGGUGGCGGUGCAGGUUCGUGAGUUUGUGGAGGCAACUUUGCAAACUUUGUCACGUGAUCUCUAUAAAGGUGGAUUGCAGUAUCAGAUUCGGGUCGCCUGUCCGUAUUGUCAGCGGGAAAAAUGCUCAAGGCAUAAUCAGAUUGCAUGUUCUCAUGAAGAUUGUCUUCACCUCCUUGAGUUAAAACAAGGUAAUCCUCUGAUUUGCAAAAAGAAACCUGCAGAGGAGAUACUCACAGUUACAGGGCAGCAAAAGUGGUUCUCACAAAUAGAACGUAAGGUAGGUAGCAGUAAAAUUCGAUCUCUAGCAGUGCUCUUAGCAUAUUACAUAUAGCAAGCGAAUACACAUACUACUAAUAAAAACUUAUGUCCUUAAAAGGUAGCCAUUGAUUUAAACUAAAAAGGCUUCAACAAAGUCUAUGCAUGUACUUUGUUAGGUUGUAGUAUGAUAUACAACGUAUGCCUUCAUUUAUCCUACCGCAAGCUUCUCUGCAGUGUAAUAGAAGGCUUUGUUGCUGUCAACUUAACGAACAUUGGUUCUUAAUAUCAUGUAAGUUGAUAAGGUCAAUUGGCUACCAUGUAUUACUAAUUGUUAUUGGCCUAUAGGCAUUAACCAGUAGUAUCUAACUUUUUCCCAAGUCUUUUUUAACGUGCUGUUUGCUUUGUGGUUGAGCAAUAAGUUUAUAGCAUCUAACGUGUUAACAUGUUUUGCAAACUUUCAUUCAAAAAGGUAGAAACCCCCAGAUGUAAAAUUUACAUUUUAUAAUAUGCAAUUUUGGUUGCUAUGCAGGAAGCGUGUACUUUAUCAUCAUCACCUGAUUCUGAACAAGCUCGUCCAGAGCGUCUGGUACUGAAAGUUACACUUCUCGCUAAUGAGUGGGGGUCGUCUAAGGGUGGCUUGUCAACAAUGAACAGAACUCUUGCCAUACAUUUGGCAAAAGACGCAAACGUAGAAGUCACCAUUCUUGUACCUGAAUUUGAGUGUGGCGAAGAGGAUAAGAGAGCUGCCAAACGUCACAACAUUUCCAUCCGGGAAGCAGGGCGCCUUCCUGCCUUCAGUGAUCCUCUUGACUGGUUGAGUUUUCCACCAGAUGACCUUGACAUCCAGGUUGUGAUCGGCCAUGGAGCAAAGCUUGGUAGACAAGCGCAAAUUGUCAGAAAGUCUCAUUGCUGCAAGUGGGUGCAGGUUGUUCACACUGAGCCUGAAGAGCUUGCGAUGCAUAAGAAAUAUCCAAGCGCCAUUGCGAAGGGAGAAGAGAAGAACAGAGCGGAAGUUGACCUUUGUCAAAUUGCAGAUCUCGUUGUAGCCGUUGGACCCAAGUUAAAAGAAGCGAUCGCGUGCAAGUUGCGUUCAUCUCAUCGAGACAUCUUUCAAUUAAUACCAGGUUCCUUUGCAGAGUUUCCAGAUAUUGAACAUGCUGCACAAGAUGGUGUAAAUUUCAGAGUAUUGACCUUUGGUCGCGGUGAUUUGGAAGACUUCAGUCUUAAAGGAUACGACAUUGCCGCUCAAUCCAUAGUUGAAUUGAAGGACAGUACUUAUAGCCUUGUUUUCGUUGGUGCUUCUGAUGGAAAGCAGGAUGAAGUCGCAGAACUCUUACUCCAAACUCGCAUUUCAAAGAACCAGCUGAUUGUGAGAUCAUUUGUGAAAGACAAAAAAAAGAUUGAGAGAGUUGUUUUGUGA
Messenger RNA from Porites lobata, 4049 nucleotides. The record is from the annotation of a GenBank genome assembly. Lineage: Eukaryota; Metazoa; Cnidaria; Anthozoa; Scleractinia; Poritidae.